Molecule: messenger RNA, 1330 nt
Organism: Bombyx mori (domestic silkworm)
Lineage: Eukaryota; Metazoa; Arthropoda; Insecta; Lepidoptera; Bombycidae
Product: synaptobrevin-1
Exons: 1
Coding region: 131-493 (120 amino acids)
Biological process (GO): vesicle fusion; vesicle-mediated transport
Cellular component (GO): SNARE complex; plasma membrane
Molecular function (GO): syntaxin binding; SNAP receptor activity
Source: RefSeq, a predicted model, not a curated record
UAUUUAGUCUGUGGUGACGCCAUAUUUACAUUCUACGCCCGUCACCAGUGACCGAAUAAUAAUAUUCUGCAUUAAUCUAGUUACAUUCACAUUGAAAUUUAAUAAAAACAGUUCAUAAUAUACAGUAAAAAUGGAAGAACAAGGAGGAAGUUCCGCACCAAGAGUAAGCGACAAACGCUUGGCACAAACACAAGCCAAAGUAGAUGAAGUUGUUGGCAUUAUGCGUGUCAAUGUCGAGAAAGUUUUGGAAAGAGACCAAAAAUUGUCGGAACUAGAUAAUCGCGCAGAUGCGCUGCAACAUGGGGCUGCACAGUUUGAACAGCAAGCUGGAAAACUUAAGCGCAAGUAUUGGUGGCAGAAUUUGAAGAUGAUGUUAAUUAUAGGUGCUAUUGGUGCAGUGUUGCUUAUUAUCAUUAUUGUGUGGGCAACGUCCGGUUCGUCAUCCCCUGCCGCGCCUCCAGUAACUGAAGCGCCUAAAGAUGUUGGCCGAUAGUUAGCCAAUUUAAACAUAUAUUCCAAAAAGUAUUUAUUGUGACUGGGAUUGGGGUUCAGAAACGACCAAGCGCGACUGGACAAAGGAAACUUGUAAUAGACGCACACUAUAUUUCUACAUGAGUUUUACAUUUAGCCUUAAAAAUAUUGAAAAAUUUAUACUGUUUACAAAAGUCCCAAACAAAAUACUAUACAAUUUUAUAAAAGUUAAUACAUUAAGAUUAUUAUUAUGAAAAAUUGUGAUUUCUCUUCAUAGCUAGCUUUCAUAUUUAACAGUGGCCAACAAUAUUUUUAUAAAUAUCUUGUGAUAGGUAGUAAUAAAUUAUGAGUAGAGUGUAUGUAUCACACAGAUUGAUUAUUUAAACUCACUUUAACACAUUCCGUGCCAAGUAUCCUUGCCUGACUUGUCAUUCACUCCAUUUGAUAUUUGGACUAAAGAUUGAUAUAUUUUUACAAAACAUACUAAGUAAACAUGUUCAUGUAAGAAUCACAUUUUACAGAAUUACAUUUGUUAUAUAUAUUCAGUGCAAUAAAUAUGACUGUGUCUACCAUGAUUCAUAUGGCACGGAAGCGAUUAAAUAUUUCUCUCCAAAGCAAAAUAAAAAGCACUUUUCACACUGAACAAUUCACUAGUAGACUUGUCAGUUCCAAUAAGUUGUGAAUUUGUGAUGGUAAAUUCUUUACAAAUUAACUGAGAUACAAAAUUUUCACCUAGAAAUAUGGAGGUAAAUAAAACUUACGAACUAUAAUAACUGUAAAGUGGUUGUUCAAAAAAUAAAUGAUAUCAAUAUUUGAUGUUGAGAAGGUUUUGUCCCAUUUUGUAAGUUCAGGAAUAAAA